Molecule: messenger RNA, 2460 nt
Organism: Glarea lozoyensis ATCC 20868
Lineage: Eukaryota; Fungi; Ascomycota; Leotiomycetes; Helotiales; Helotiaceae
Exons: 3
Coding region: 1-2460 (819 amino acids)
Source: RefSeq, a predicted model, not a curated record
AUGGAUUUGGAAAAUAACAACCUUGAUUACGAAUUCUCUGAGGAGCAGUGGGAAAGUGUCCACCGUAGGACGGACCAUUUCAAUCGAGAUGUAGACAAUGAUUUUGAUCAGUAUAUGGGGAAUGCUGCUUCUGGAAACCACCAACAUGCUGAAGAUAGCAUUGACCCACAAUUCCAACAACCAGGCUCUCAGACUCCAUUCACUCAUCAACCCCAGCCAUUGAACCCUUCUCCAGCUGGCCGACAUUUCAUGGUGAAUUCUCAAAUAUUCCCACAACAAGGCACCCAGAAUUUGCAACGGCAUGCCGCUUCAUCUGGUGGGGACCCACCAGCAUUUCGCCCUAUUUAUCAGAGCCCGCACUCCUCUCAAAAUAUUUUUUCUUUUGGACCAUCUCCCCCUCUCCCUCGUCCUUCUUUACAACCUCAGCAAGACCACCAUACAGCCUCCUAUCUACAACUUUUCGAAGAUACAGAUAAUAAUAUUAAUAUCGACGGCUCUACUGCUGAGCUCAACUCUAAUUCUUUGCUUUCAACUGAUUAUCAAUAUCAACAAGAUAAUCAGUUGCAAACCACCUCACAAUACUGGCUCGCGCAGCAACAGAGCGCAGUACAUCCAGUCAACGCCGGUAGUCAUUAUCAUAACGACCGAAACUGCCAAAGUGCUCAUAAUUAUUCUGCCCCUCAACAUACUUCUUGGGAGCUAGAAAGCACUAUGGCCGAUGACUCUUAUUUGGAUGAGAGCCGCACUGCCAGUAUGGGAACCCAAAUAGAUGAAGUUAAUAAUUCACAUGAUGGUUCUCAACUAUAUGAGGUAGCUACAACUUCUUCCCAUAACGGCAACCCACCGUCGGUGGACAAUGAGGGUUCUGAGUACCACCCACACUCAGAAUCCGCUGUGUCUGAACCCGACCUGGAUGCCUGUCACCAGGGAGAUGGCGAAGAGACUGGGGAGGUUGAUGAGGCUGAUGAGGCUGGCGGAGAGAACCUUGAAGUCGACCCAGAAGAGGAUACUGAGAAGCCAAAAGGCAAAAAAAAGAAGACAAAUGUCGUAGUACCACGACCACCGAGAACACUCAAACCUCAAGAUCCUAACGAUCUUAUAUGUCCUGGUACUAUCACCUCAGUGAGUGAUUUUGAGUAUAAGAAGUGGGAAGCCGUCAUGGCGAGGAAGCGCGCCAAAUUCGUACCUCAGUUUGAUCUUACAACUCCAGAGGGACAAGCUGCAAAGGCGAAAUACGACGAGUUAUUUCGCAAUCGUGUUGCGCAGAUCUUCAGGGCUGUUAUGGAUUGCGACAACGAAGAGAUUAUUGACCUGCCGACUAAAAAUGCGGAGGGAGUCAGUGCAAUUGCCAAGAAGAUAGUCAACCACGUUUUCGAUCCCGAAUUUGUCGAAGAGAGGUGUGCCCGUGUCGUAGAGGCAAUUGUAGACUACGAUAAUGGCAUCAUAGGCAUUACCGAGGCAAAUCGCUCUCUUAAGAUCGAAAAGAAACUGACAUUCGACGAACGGUUUGAGCUGGUCAAGAAGGCUCUACGCAAGUCUAAAAACACAUGUAAAAAUGUCCUUAAGAACAACGACUAUAUUUACACGUUAGUCGCGUCUCCUUCGGGACAUAGUAAGCGUACUGAAGUCAAUAAUGUACUAAAUAUCAAAAGAAGUAUGCAGGUGAAAACAGCUGUAGCUCUUACCAAACUCGCUAAGGGGGAAGUUCCCGAGGUUCUCCUUCCAAGGGUGGACGAGAUGAAGGCGCUGGAUGAAAUGCCCAAAGGUCCACGCAGUAACGCCAAGGACCCAAACAAGCCGAAGCGAAAAUAUAAGAAGAACCCAAAGAAGGCAGCAACAGAAACUACCGAAGUUGACGAUGCUGCCCCUUCACAGCCACGUCAGAAACGCAAGUACACCAAGCGUACGCCGGCGACCCAGCCUCCUGCUGAGGCGGACAACGCAGAAGAGAACACCGAGCAGACGCAGAAGCCUGCCAAGCGUACUCGCACCAAGAAGAAUGCUGAGCCCAAACCUGUUGAGGAGGGUGGCGUUUCUGCAGUUGCAGGACCUUCUAGACAGGUCUCGCGCACAGCUUCUGCUGAAGGAUCCUCUCGACAAGCAUCAAGCACCUCUUCUGGUCGUCCAGGACCAAGCAUGACUUCUCCUCAUGCCUCAUCAGAGUUCACUUUCCGGUCUUCUUCCGAUGAGACAAUGGCGAUUAAUGCGAGAAUGAACAACACGCAACAUGUCACAGGUCCACCACCUACUCAAGUUGUUAUGCCUCGUGUACCCAUGUUUGGAGCACCCGGAUCUGACAUCGUUCUGGAUGUUAGACAUGCCGUUCGGACUGUUCCGCACUCCGCCCCUCGUCACCAGUCUGAUGGGAGAAUGUCAUUUGCUGACGAUUAUUCCGCGGGUAACCAAGACUCAAUGUUCGAGUUUGGGGACUUGGAAGAACCUCUAUUCGGGGAUGAGUAG